AUUCCCCCAACUUCCUUCCUUCCAUCCUCAAAUUCACAAUUCUCAAUUUGUUUACAUCUCCUUUCAACCUUCAUCAUCAAUGGCGUUGGCUUUUACUGCUUCUACUUCUGCUUCAAUUGCAUUUUCCUCUUCUAAUUCUCGUACAGAACAACAAGGGAUUCAGUUUAGUGCAAGCAAUUUGCAAACUUUAGAUCGAUCUUUUCCGUCACCGGCGGCUCUUAAUUUAUCCCGGAAACGAUCUGAGGCUGUGAAGGCUUUGAAUGCUGAACCCAAGAGGAAUGAUUCUAUCGUUCCUUCUGCUGCCACUGUGUUUGCUCCCGAUGUAGUGGACAAAUCAAUAGAGGUUGAGGACAUUGAGAAAUUGGCUCAGGAUCUUGAGAAGGCUUCCCCACUUGAAAUCAUGGAUAAAGCCCUUGAAAAAUAUGGGAAUGAUAUUGCUAUAGCUUUCAGUGGUGCAGAAGAUGUUGCUUUGAUAGAGUAUGCUCACUUGACCGGACGCCCGUUCAGGGUUUUUAGCCUUGACACCGGGAGGCUAAACCCGGAAACGUACAAAUUCUUUGAUACCGUUGAGAAACACUAUGGCAUCCGGAUUGAGUACAUGUUCCCGGAUGCUGUGGAAGUACAAGCCUUGGUUAGAACCAAGGGUCUUUUCUCAUUUUAUGAAGACGGUCAUCAGGAAUGUUGCCGUGUGCGAAAGGUGCGACCUUUGAGGCGGGCUUUGAAGGGUUUGCGGGCUUGGAUCACGGGUCAGAGAAAAGACCAGUCUCCAGGGACUAGGUCCGAAGUUCCAGUGGUUCAGGUGGAUCCGGUUUUUGAAGGGAUGGAUGGUGGGUCGGGAAGCUUGGUGAAGUGGAACCCUGUUGCUAAUGUAGCUGGUAACGAUAUAUGGAACUUCCUCCGAACCAUGGAGGUACCGGUUAACACGCUGCAUGCUCAGGGGUACAUCUCAAUAGGGUGCGAGCCGUGCACGAGGCCGGUCUUGCCCGGUCAACACGAGAGGGAAGGAAGGUGGUGGUGGGAGGAUGCCAAAGCUAAAGAAUGCGGGCUGCAUAAAGGAAACCUUAAAGAGGAAAACGUAAAUGGGAAUGGUUCGGUGAAUGGUAAUGCGAGUUCUGAUAUCUUUGAGAGCCAAAACAUUGUGAACUUGAGCCGGCCUGGUAUUGAGAAUCUUCUGAAGAUGGAAGACCGAAAAGACGGUUGGAUGGUUGUUCUUUAUGCACCCUGGUGCCCCUUCUGUCAGGCAAUGGAAGCAUCGUAUGAGGAACUGGCUGAUAAGUUAGCUGGAAGUGGUGUAAAGGUUGGGAAAUUUAGAGCCGACGGUGAGCAGAAGACGUUCGCGAAACAAGAAUUGCAGCUUGGGAGCUUCCCGACGAUCCUUUUCUUCCCGAAGCACUCGUCAAGGCCUAUUAAGUAUGCGUCCGAGAAGAGAGAUGUUGACUCUUUGAUGGCUUUCAUUAACGCCCUUAGAUGAUGAAGAAAACUAGAAAAGUGUGUUGUUUAUGCGCAUGUACAACUUGAUGCACGGUUUUGGUUUUGGUCUUGGUCAUUGUAUAAUAUCCGGUAUAGAAUGUAGUCCCAGUUUUGGUCUUGUGUUUGAUGCAAGUUUGUUUUGUUGAGUAUUAUAAGAAACAAACAUUUUUUUCUCUUAAACAUCACCUCAAUAGAAUUUGAUUCUGUUUCUCU
This is a messenger RNA of Helianthus annuus (common sunflower), 1683 nucleotides long. RefSeq names its product 5'-adenylylsulfate reductase 3, chloroplastic. The coding region runs from base 80 to 1471 and encodes 463 amino acids. The transcript has 5 exons. The record is from RefSeq and is a predicted model, not a curated record. Lineage: Eukaryota; Viridiplantae; Streptophyta; Magnoliopsida; Asterales; Asteraceae. Gene Ontology annotation, molecular function: phosphoadenylyl-sulfate reductase (thioredoxin) activity.